AUGAACGUUCCGCCUCCUAACUCAUUUAUACUUGUCUCCCAUAUCUCCGAGACAAAAUGCUUAAUCUCCUUGUACUGUUCAACUGUCCUGAAGUACCCCGAUUUCUCACAGCCGUGUAUGUUUCGUUACAAACUAAACGUUUACAGUACGAAAACCAAUCACAAGCUCAGAUUUAACGGCAGGAUUACAUGGGAGGCGAAGACGUUAGCCGGUCUUUGA
Microsporum canis CBS 113480 is the source of this 219-nucleotide messenger RNA. RefSeq lists its product as uncharacterized. NCBI's taxonomy places the organism in Eukaryota, Fungi, Ascomycota, Eurotiomycetes, Onygenales, Arthrodermataceae. Bases 1 to 219 code for a protein of 72 amino acids. The record is from RefSeq and is a predicted model, not a curated record. The transcript is spliced from 2 exons.